UCAUUUGUAUUAUAAAAGUUAAUAAUCUUUGCAAUUGUCUCCAUAGAAGUUGUCCUUCAGUUGAAAACAAUAUAAGUCGUGUUUUAGUCUUAAAUAAAAAGAAAUCAAUUUUAAUAUAUUUUUAUUGAUAAUAAAAUGAGUAAUUAUAACAAAUUGAUAAAACAGUUUUCCUAUAAAAUUAAAAUUAAUUAUAAAACUAAAAACAUUUAAUAAAUAUUUUGUAUAAAUAAUAUAAGAUAUGAAGUGUUUUUUAAUAUUUUUAUGUUAUACUUUUAACAUUGCUUUUUCUCAAAUUUAUAAUAAUUCAAAACCAAUGUCAGAAUUGACGUGUUUUCCGCCGAUCGAUGACAACGACCCGUCAUUGAUGCGACCGAUCCAUGAGGACGGCAUGUUUAACAACCCGUGGCGGACGUGGAAAAAGCCUAAUAUGUGGAGUAUUCCUAAAUUCAUGUUUGAGACGGACAACAGCAAAGUUCCCAAAGAAAAGGUAUUGGAUGAGACAUUGCCGCUAUUGAAACCAAAUUUUAAUUUUGAUGGCACCGGUAUUUCAUUGACAUGGAUUGGCCAUGCCACAACUCUAGUUCAUAUCGAUGGAUUGACUCUACUCACAGAUCCCAUAUUUAGUGAUCGGGCGUCGCCAUCGCAAUACUUCGGUCCGACCCGAUAUAGAAAAGCAGCGGUCAGUGUGAAAGAAUUGCCACAAAUCGAUGCGGUGGUCAUCAGUCACAACCAUUACGAUCAUUUGGAUUUAGGCAGUGUUUUGGCGCUAAAGGAUCGCUUUGGAUCUAAACUUCAGUGGUUUGUGCCGUUAGGAUUGUCUCAAUGGAUGAGAGAUGAAGGCGUUGAGAAUGUGGUGGAAAUGGAUUGGUGGCAAACGUCUUGUAUUAUUACUAAACCUGACAUUAAGUUUGUAUUUACUCCGGCACAACAUUGGACAAGAAGAGGAGUCAAUGACGAACGCAAGACAUUAUGGGGCGGUUGGUCUGUCAUCGGACCUAAACACAAGUUUUACUUCGCUGGUGAUACCGGUUAUUGUCCGGCAUUUGAACAAAUCGGGAAAAAGUACGGUCCAUUUGAUAUAGCGGCCAUACCUAUAGGUGCAUAUGAGCCCCGAUGGUUUAUGCAACCACAACAUGUCGAUCCUGAAGAAGCCGUUAAAAUACAUCAAGACGUCAAAAGUAAACUAAGUAUUGGUAUACAUUGGGGAACGUUUGCUUUAGCACAUGAGUACUAUUUGGAGCCUCCGAUGAAAUUAAAGACAGCCCUAAAAGAUAAUAAUUUAGAUAAUAAUGAAUUCAUAACUAUAUCUCACGGAGAAACUAAAUCUAUUUCAUGAUCAAAGAUAUGUUUUUUG
Molecule: messenger RNA, 1354 nt
Organism: Oppia nitens
Lineage: Eukaryota; Metazoa; Arthropoda; Arachnida; Sarcoptiformes; Oppiidae
Product: N-acyl-phosphatidylethanolamine-hydrolyzing phospholipase D-like
Exons: 4
Coding region: 239-1336 (365 amino acids)
Biological process (GO): N-acylphosphatidylethanolamine metabolic process; N-acylethanolamine metabolic process
Cellular component (GO): membrane-bounded organelle; cytoplasm
Molecular function (GO): N-acylphosphatidylethanolamine-specific phospholipase D activity; zinc ion binding
Source: RefSeq, a predicted model, not a curated record